Messenger RNA from Anopheles arabiensis, 1359 nucleotides. Its product is annotated as leucine-rich repeat protein SHOC-2-like. Gene Ontology annotation, molecular function: protein binding. The transcript has 2 exons. The coding region runs from base 1 to 1359 and encodes 452 amino acids. The record is from RefSeq and is a predicted model, not a curated record. NCBI's taxonomy places the organism in Eukaryota, Metazoa, Arthropoda, Insecta, Diptera, Culicidae.
AUGGAAUCCUUCACCCUGUUCAACAAUCUACACUCAAGCUAUGUAAACCUCUGGCUCUGGACAAACGGACCAGCGAUCGUUCAAUCGGCCCCACAGCCUUGCCAGCUGCAGGGAGCCAAAUGUAUCUACGAUAAGCUCAACCUUUCGGCCGACGGACUGCAACGCUUGCGCACCUCCGGUCGGGAUCUCCCGCAAGUGUUUCAGAUCGAUGUGAAGGUACUGAUCACCCCCUACCCCGACGGGGUUCUGCUCCAACUCAUCUCGGAGUUUGUGCAGGAAGUCGUGUACGAGAACUACCACGAACGCAUUCUACGCAUUCCGCCCGUUUCCGCACUCACCGAUCUCGUCUUCCGGAAGGCUCCACCACUGCAAGCGAUCACUGUGGUUGCCCCGAACAAUCGACUCACCUCACUAAGCAUCAAGCAAUCGAACAUCCGCUCCAUGCCGAGUGCGCUGACUAAUCUACCCCAGCUGGCCACUCUCGCCCUAGAGAACGGAGCCUUGGAGUCCGUCAGUCUUGAUCCACUGGCCAACAGUCUAAAGCUGUCUGCUCUGAUGUGCGGCAACAACAAGAUCACCCAGCUCAUCCCAAGCCGCAACACGAGCCUCUUCAUCCCGCUUACCGAUCUGACACUCGCCAACAACCUGCUCGAAACGAUCGACGGAGCCUUCUUUCUACCCCUGCGACAGCUUACGUACCUUGACCUGGGCUCUAAUCGGAUCCAGCGCAUCGAAGGACGUCCCCUCUCGCUGCCCCGGGUAAUGUACAUUCAGCUCGUAAGCAAUCAGCUCGCCGAGCUGGAUGUAACGCGCUGGAACCUGCCAAACGCGAUCGAGAUCUACUUCGACAACAACAACCUCACCCGCAUACCGAUCGGCAUACAAACCCUGCCCAAUCUGACCUCCCUGGUACUGCCCAACAAUCUGCUAACCGUAGUCGAUCUGCGCCGCCUAGACGGAUGGACCAAGCUACAGCGCAUCAACCUCGCUGCCAACCGGCUAACCAACGUGAUCGUAACGGGACAGGGUCGUACAUCGCUCCCAAACUUGGAACAGCUGGACCUGUCCAACAAUCAGCUCACCCAUCUGGAGUACGCACGGUGGGAUCUGCCGAAGCUUACCACACUGGUAGUCGCCCUCAACGGGCUUACCCGGUUGCCCGAUCUGUUCAAGCUCUUUCCCAAGCUGAGGCGUGCGUUUGCCGUCCAAAAUCCCCUGCACUGCAACACCAUCCGCCAGUGGCAGCAGUACAUAGCGGAGUUUAAGCUGGCCGUCGAUGCGGCCAUGCCUGGGAUGAACUGCGCCACAAACUCCACGCACAAGCUCCCAUCGGGGCGUGUCAUUUGCUGUGUAGAAUAA